AUGAUUUUAUUUAGUGUCUCUAUAAGUUUAGCAAGUGAUGAAGAUCUAAAUAGUAAUGGAGAUGUAGAUUGUUAUAGUAGUUGCGUAGAUGAAAAUAGAGAUGUCUGUAAAACCGAAUGGCAACAAUGUGUAUCAUUAAUGGAGCGUUGUAGAACUAACUGUGAUAAAACUUCUAAAAAAAUGAUACAAAUGAAUUAA
Dictyostelium purpureum is the source of this 198-nucleotide messenger RNA. RefSeq lists its product as uncharacterized. The coding region runs from base 1 to 198 and encodes 65 amino acids. The transcript has a single exon. NCBI's taxonomy places the organism in Eukaryota, Evosea, Eumycetozoa, Dictyosteliales, Dictyosteliaceae. The record is from RefSeq and is a predicted model, not a curated record.